UUCUAUUAAGUUGUGUAUUUUAUUUAGUUUUUUAGUUUAGUUUGUGUUUAUCUCUUCGAUUUCUGAUGAAUGCGAAAAUGUACACGACAAACUGCUUCGGAUAACCGUUCGUUGAUGCGAGAUCGAUGGCUUUCGUCUGAUUUGUGACGUUCUUGUGUCGAUUGCUUCUGACUGCUGCUCAUUGAAUGAACAUGGCGGCGACUCCAGUAACAAAUCCGUCACAGCUGCUCCCACUUGAGCUUGUGGACAAAUGUAUCGGCUCCCGAAUUCACAUCGUCAUGAAAACGGAUAAAGAAAUCGUCGGCACCCUGCUGGGUUUUGACGACUUUGUCAACAUGGUCCUGGAAGAUGUGACUGAAUUUGAAAUCACACCAGAGGGACGGAGGAUAACCAAACUGGACCAAAUCCUUCUCAAUGGCAAUAACAUCACCAUGCUCAUUCCUGGAGGAGAAGGUCCUGAAGUAUGAGUUGAGAAUCAUCACCGAAGGCUGAGGCAGAUUUGUGUUGUGGAUUUAUGCUCUUCCUAUGUUGUUCCUUACUUUAUCAUGUUAUUGGUCUUCCCCUUCUUGAUUUUGAAGGAGGGAAAUAUUUUUGUAAGAUUCCUAAUUGAGUAUUUGUUAACAAAAUGGUUAAAUGACAAGUGGAUCACACAUGAAAAAAAAAACCCUUUUUCUUUUUACAAAUAAAAAAAAAAAAGUC
This is a messenger RNA of Perca fluviatilis (European perch), 699 nucleotides long. RefSeq names its product LSM5 homolog, U6 small nuclear RNA and mRNA degradation associated (gene lsm5). Lineage: Eukaryota; Metazoa; Chordata; Actinopteri; Perciformes; Percidae. The transcript has 5 exons. The record is from RefSeq and is a predicted model, not a curated record. Gene Ontology annotation, molecular function: RNA binding. Gene Ontology annotation, cellular component: U6 snRNP; U4/U6 x U5 tri-snRNP complex; Lsm1-7-Pat1 complex. Gene Ontology annotation, biological process: mRNA splicing, via spliceosome. Bases 186 to 467 code for a protein of 93 amino acids.